GCGCAUUAACAUUGUCAUAACAGAAAGUUUAUAGCAUUAACAGGCGCAAACAAAAUAGCAACAAAAUGUCGCAUUUCGUAAAUAUGGAGGUAUUUUCAAAUUAUCAAAAAUAUAUAGACAAUGAACAGGAGCUACGUGAGAACAUUCGCAUCGUGGUGCGUGAAAUUGAGCAACUGUCAAAGGAAGCCACCAUUAAACUGCAGGUGAUACAUUCUGAUUUAAGCAAAAUUGGCAAUGCUUGCGGCUUGGCACGCAAGCAAAUUGCGGCCUGCGCUGAAAAAUAUCAAAAGCUGUCUGCUUUGGUACCGGCUGGCCAAUAUUACCGCUAUUCAGAUCACUGGACCUACAUUACUCAGCGCUUGGUGUUUCUAAUUGCGUUGGUAAUUUACCUGGAGGCGGGCUUUUUGGUGGCGCGUGAGACAGCAGCCGAAAUGCUUGGUCUGAAAAUCAAACAAGCGGAUGGCUUCCACUUGGACAUUGAGGAUUAUUUGCUUGGCAUUCUAAUGUUGGCCUCGGAACUGUCACGCUUUGCCACAAAUUCCGUUACAAUGGGCGACUACGAGCGCCCGCUCAAUAUUUCGCAUUUCAUUGGUGAUCUCAACACAGGCUUUCGUCUGUUGAAUUUGAAAAACGAUGGACUGCGAAAGCGUUUUGAUGCGUUGAAAUAUGAUGUGAAAAAAAUUGAGGAAGUCGUAUACGAUGUCAGCAUACGCGGACUCUCGAGUGCUGGAGGAGAGCAAAAGGAACAAAAGGCAGAGCCUGUUGAAUCAUAAACAAAGAGCUUCCACACACAUACAUACACACAAAACAUGCGUCGCAGCCAUGUGCUUAGUUUAAGUUUUGCAACAAAAGACAAGAUAUUUCUUAAAUUUUCUCAGCUGUUUUCUAUAAAAACCUACCAGUAAUCAAAACUGUAAUUAAAAAGUACAUUAACUGUA
Molecule: messenger RNA, 938 nt
Organism: Drosophila busckii
Lineage: Eukaryota; Metazoa; Arthropoda; Insecta; Diptera; Drosophilidae
Gene: trsn
Product: translin
Exons: 5
Coding region: 66-773 (235 amino acids)
Biological process (GO): RNA metabolic process
Cellular component (GO): nucleus; cytoplasm
Molecular function (GO): sequence-specific DNA binding; RNA binding; single-stranded DNA binding
Source: RefSeq, a predicted model, not a curated record